Molecule: messenger RNA, 1203 nt
Organism: Daphnia carinata
Lineage: Eukaryota; Metazoa; Arthropoda; Branchiopoda; Diplostraca; Daphniidae
Exons: 4
Coding region: 59-1057 (332 amino acids)
Molecular function (GO): protein binding
Source: RefSeq, a predicted model, not a curated record
ACCAGCAAAUGUUUGACACGUUCGAGUUGUGUCAUAAAUCGGUAAUGCAGUCGUCGAGAUGAAAUCAGUAUACGUCUUGGGUGAUGCAAUGGCUGGUUACUUAUAUUCCACGCUCGUUUUCCUAUUGUGUGUUUCUAAAAUAUCUUCAACAAAUGGAUUUUCCUUGAACAAACAGCAGCAACAAUUAACUGGCAAUCAUAAUGAAAUUAUUUCACUUUUGGAGAAUAAAAUAUUGCAACUGGAAAACAGAGACAAACGAUUAGAGGCUCUGGAGUUAAAGGUUCAACAACACGCUGAAAUUCGAGAAGCUUUGACAUCCAAAGUUAUUGAACUGGAGGCCAAAGUACAGCAACAACAACAGCUGCUAGAAGUGCUACAAAACGCAAAACCACGAUCAAAUUGUCAAUCAGUCGUCAAUGGCGAUAACGAUAAUAAAUCAAGGGCAGUCAGCACAAUGCCAACCUCUUGUGCUGAUCUACAGGUUAUGGGAUACGAUCUAAAUGGAUUCUACUCUGUCAUGGGCGUUGGGAAGAUGAACAGCGUCUACUGCGAUUUUACGAAACAACCUAGCGAAUCAGGUUUCCAGCAACUGAUUGGGUUUACAGAAACCAAAUCAGUGUCAACGGCUUUUUAUGUGCAAAGAAGCUCAUCUUUCACGCAGAUAAACACUCCCAUUCCUUUUCAAGUUGAAAGGCUCAAUGUGGGUGGAGCCAUGAACUUGACGUCGGGAAUUUUCACGGCUCCGGUAACCGGAAAUUACUUUUUCUCCCUAUCAGGAACGGCUUACAUUUCAGCAUCAACAAGCAGACUCGUCUUUACCAUAAGCCUUUACAUGAAUGACAAUCCUAUCGCGUAUGGCUAUGCUGAUGAAAUGAGUACUGAUUACCAAUAUGAGACAUUUUCCCUUCAGUCAACGCUCCAUAUGAUGAAGGGUGACCAGGUUUGGUCACAGAUAUCUUCCAUCGGAACAGGAGUGUAUCUCUAUGGCGGGUUAUUUACUCAUUUUAAUGGUUGGUUACUGCAAGAAGACAUAUUCCUAUCAACAAAUGCCAGGUAAAAAUAAAUUAAUCACUGAGCAAUUUUUAGUAAAGUAUCUGUGAUGUUACACUAUUUUUCCAAAUAAAUAUCUAAAAAUAUCUAAGCUAGCCACAGCACAAUUUAGCACCGUUGCUUCUUGACUAUUAAAACUGUGUAAAGAAAUUC